AUGAAUGCGACCUUUAACGGCGUAUUGAUGAUGGAGCAAAGCAAUGCUUAUCACCAGAAAGCCUACCUAGAAACCUUGUUGAAUUACAAUAGUGAAGAAGGAAAAACUACCCUGGCUGCUCAAAGAUGGGUCAAUGAACUGAAUGUGCGUGCUUCAUUAAUCCCUACCAAUGCUGGUACUAAUGAUAAGCCCAACCCCAAUGACUGGGAUGGAAAAACAGGGCUCAAGGCCUUAACCCGCCGUUUGCUAGGCAAAACGUAUCAUACCUUUAUGAUCAAACCUCAUGUGGCCGUCUUCAGAACAGGCAAAUGUCUCACCCCAGGGGUUCAAAUUGAUCUAGAACUCUAUUUGAACGACAGUAACCUGAUUCUCUUUGGAACACCAGACACAACCACCUCUGUAGGCGAAAAGAUUCCCACCCUGGAAAACAAUGACAUCUUUCUCACUCUCUGGAUGAAAAAAGUCACUCUGAAUGCCUCCGUGUAUACCAAACUGCAGAAAGAAUGUAGCCUUAGUAACGCCACUAGAGUACAAUAUCCUGUGGUUCGCAGUGAAAUAAGAACCUAUUCGUUUGAUGGCAAUAGCACCCGAUGGGAACAAGACAAUGUUUUCGUGGACAGAGUUCCAGGGAAGGUCAUUAUAGGAUUAAUGAAUUCUACCAAUUACCAUGGAAGUUUGCAACACUACCCCUUUGCCUAUUCGUUUGAUGGCAAUAGCACCCGAUGGGAACAAGACAAUGUUUUCGUGAACAGAGUUCCAGGGAAGGUCAUUAUAGGAUUAAUGAAUUCUACCGAUUACCAUGGAAGUUUGCAACACUACCCCUUUGCCUAUCAAAAGUUUGGGGUGACCCGAGUCCGACAGACAAUUGACGAGUACCCUUACAGAGUACCCUUACACAUCGUUGGAACUCACAGGCAAUACCAAAGCAGAAGAUUUGGUAGAGUAUGA
Messenger RNA from Porites lobata, 948 nucleotides. The record is from the annotation of a GenBank genome assembly. Lineage: Eukaryota; Metazoa; Cnidaria; Anthozoa; Scleractinia; Poritidae.